CACGGAGGCGGGGAGGGUCCGAGUCAAAUCGGACACUGAUGCUCCUCCUCCUCCUCCCCUUCCCGUCCUCUUCCCCGAGUGCCUGCGGCUCUGAGAGCGGUCGCUGCUGCUCGCAGUGAGUCUGUCCUGCGCCUCAGGACGUAGCCCACCGUGCCUCUGAGGCGUGUGAUUGUCCCGGCUCGGGCUGGCCGCCGCAGCAAUGCUGGGCGCUGUGCUGCGAAGAGGGAGUUGCUCCUGUGUCAGGCGCAGGAGGCGUCUGUGCCCCACUCUCCCUAGCAGCAGUGGCUGCCCUGCCUCGCCCCUCUGCCCCAGCCCUCUGAGAAUCCUCUCCUCACCUAGCAGCAGCAGAGGGGUGCAGGGAAGCUCUCUCCAGCCAGGUGCUAAUAAGGUGAAGCCGCUAGAAGGUGUGAAAAUUCUUGAUCUAACAAGGGUACUUGCAGGACCCUUUGCAACAAUGAAUUUAGGAGACCUAGGAGCAGAAGUUAUUAAAGUGGAAAGACCAGGAGUUGGUGAUGACACAAGAGCCUGGGGACCACCUUUUGUUGGAACAGAAAGCAUUUAUUUUCUCAGUGUAAAUCGAAAUAAAAAGAGUAUAGCUGUCAAUAUGAAAAAUCCAAAAGGAGCAAAGAUAAUCAGAGAGCUUGCAGCUGUGUCUGAUGUUUUUGUGGAAAAUUAUGUCCCUGGGAAACUGGCUGAAAUGGGCCUGGGGUACGAAGACAUUAACAAGAUUGCUCCUCACGUUGUGUACUGUUCAAUAACAGGUUAUGGUCAGACUGGUCCAGUGUUUCAGCGAGCAGGUUAUGACUCUGUUGCAGCGGCUGUUUCUGGUCUUAUGCAUAUCACAGGACCGGAGGAUGGUGAUCCAGUUAGGCCAGGAGUAGCCAUGACAGACCUUGCUACAGGGCUGUACACGUAUGGAGCAAUCAUGGCCGGCCUGCUUCAAAGAUAUAAAACUGGGAAGGGACUUCACAUUGACUGCAAUCUAUUGUCAUCUCAGGUUGCAUGUCUUACCCAUAUAGCAGCUAAUUACCUUAAUUGCAAAAUGGAAGCAAAGCGGUGGGGUACUGCUCAUGGCAGUAUUGUUCCUUAUCAGGCUUUCAAAACUAAGGAUGGCUACCUGGUGGUGGGAGCUGGGAAUGAUCAGCAAUUUGUCACCGUGUGCAAGAUCCUGAAUUUGCUUGAAGUUAGUAAAGAUUCCAGAUAUAAAACUAACAAACUCCGAGUGCAGAACAGAAAAGAGCUUAUUGAAAUAUUAUCAGCCCGGUUUUCAGAAAAAAUGACCACCAAAUGGCUUGAACUCUUUGAAGGUAGUGGUGUUCCAUAUGGUCCAAUCAACAGUAUGCAGCAAGUAUUCUCGGAUCCUCAGAAUUGCUGUGGAUCUGGCAGAUCACUUUGGGAUCAGGAAGGCAUUUUUCUUCUGAUCAAGACUGACAAGGUGUCCAGUGGUUUUUCACCUUCUUCACAGCAGCCUGGAGGCCUGGUGCUGCACAAUGGACUUAUCAUGGAAAUGGAUCAUCCAACAGUAGGGAAGAUAGCUGUUCCAGGCCCAGCUGUCAGAUACAGUGAAUUCAGUGCAUCAAAGCCCAAGCCUCCACCUCUUGUUGGACAGCACACUGUGGAGGUACUGAAGGGUGCACUGGGGUAUGAGGACAAAGCCAUCGAGGAACUUCUCGGGACUGGCGCAGUUGUUCAGCAUGAAGUCAAGUGAAGAGCUUUAACUCUAAUCUGUCAUGCUGAGUUUAUGUUGCUUGUUCUUCUCUUGGAUCCCUUCAUGUCUCCCAAGGAAAUUCAAAGGAGGAGACAUCAUUUAAUUCUUAAUUUUCUUCCUUGUGUUUGGAAUAGAUCUAACACUGACAUAUCAACUAAAGCAAUCUGGUAUUUACUGCAUGAAAGAAAUGUUUUUUGGGGGUAAAUGUUCCAAUUACAGAAUCCUAUGUGGCGAAUCAUUUCCUAUAUUUUUAUCUGGGGAAUGUAAUUCUUAUCUUAAUCAUGAUAAUUGCCCAAAUGUUUGUCCCCUGUGAAAAGAAGCAGAUCCUUGAAACACUUGCAUGCUGUGAUCUCCAUUUGCACAUAAGCUACUUUUUAAAACAGUUUAGCAUGAAAUCAAAGUUGUGAGCAAAUUGAUGGCCCCUGUGAUUGAUUUUAAACAGAAUUCUGAGUGCAUGAGCUCUUUGUUAAUCUCUAAUUUAAAACAUGGUUGAAGUGCCUAUUGUAAAACUGACUUCUAUUCCCAUGUUCAGUUGUGUAAAUAUUUGCUUUACAUUACAUAGUAUUGUUAUGGCAAUCCCGGAGUGUGUAGCAGAAAUAAACCUCAACUGUUGCAUUUUUCCAGUUACGUAAAAAGCAUUUUCCAAACCCAGUUGAGAGUCAAAACAUAAAUGAAUGGUACUGGUCUUUUGUGAUUUUAUUUGGUGAGGCUCUCUGUAUUUUUAAUUCGACAUGGAGCCAAACCAGAACCACAUAGCUGAACACCAUGUUUGGAGGAAGUUUGGGUAUGGCUCUGUGUGCUAGGGACUGCUCCACAUCUCUUUAAUGGCCAUGAGCUCAAUUCCAUUUUACUAGGAGGGAAACUUAGAUCUGAAUCCAAAUUUUUGGCUCAGGCCUAUGUCUAUAGUUAAAACAGAGCCAGAUUCUACCAGCCUUGGUCAAAUUCAGUGCAGUAAGGAGUAAGGUGUUACUAUUAUGAAUUAGGGUGAAAGAAUCUGGCCCAUAAUAAAUACCAAGCAAGAGAUUAAAUAAAAGCCACUUCUUCUAUACAAACCAAUUUGGCAGUUCUUCAGCCACAGAAGAAAUGCCAUGCCUCAGUAUCCAAGCAUAUAAUUUACAACUAAAGAAAACUCUGCAUGGGAAGGUUCUAAACUUUGUUGUGUGCAUCAGUGGAGUGAGGCAAUGCCAUUUUAUUCCUAGAACAAAAUAAAACUAACUGAAACUGACAUUCGGCAAAUAAUGUCCAUAUUUUUCCCGAUGUAUCGGAAACAGGCCUGGCAUUAUAACUAGCCUGUCACUUUGUUUCCACUUUAACAAACAACAUCCUCUGUAUUACAUUUGAACUUCACAACUGUAUAUUACCUUCUGGGAACAAAAAACGUUAUUACGUAACCAAGUUGAAAUGCACAUUGCUGUUGCUUGUUUUUGAAGCUCUGUGUUUUUGGUUCAUUUGCUUGCUUGUUUUGUGUGUUUUGUUGUGUUCUCUCUUUUCAGAUCUUCUCCUAAUCAUUUUUUUUUGUAUUGCAUUCCUGGCACCAGACCUAACAUUUUGCUCAUGUGUUAAAGGCAUAAGGAGAUUCUGGACUAGUGACUUCCUAAAUAAAUAUAGAAAUAAGUGUGCAUUGAGAGCCAAAUGAACAGGGAGACCAUAGGGAUAGAACUAGGAUCUGGGGAAAGGGUUGCUAGGCAUUACCCUGUAAUCCACCUUUAAUUCAAGAGGAUCAGCCAGUUUACUGAGAGAAACAAUGGUUUGAAGUGAGCUUCAGAUAAAAUGGAUGAUCUAGUACUAAACUGAGUUUUGUUUAUUGCUGCAAACUAUUUCACACUAUCAAAUCAUGUUUACAAAUAAAUGUGUUGUUUUCAC
Messenger RNA from Mauremys mutica (yellowpond turtle), 3571 nucleotides. It is a transcript of the gene SUGCT, whose product is annotated as succinyl-CoA:glutarate-CoA transferase. NCBI's taxonomy places the organism in Eukaryota, Metazoa, Chordata, Testudines, Geoemydidae. The transcript is spliced from 15 exons. Gene Ontology annotation, molecular function: catalytic activity. The record is from RefSeq and is a predicted model, not a curated record. The coding region runs from base 200 to 1708 and encodes 502 amino acids.